UGCAGCGUGUGUUUAUUGAUGAGAUGAAAAGAAGAUGGAAGUGAGAAAUGAAACAAAGUAAAGGAACAUAUUAAAAAAAAAAAAAAAAAAAGAACUAUCCGCGCUUCGUCGGGGGGGAAAACGGGGGGAGCCGCGGAAACAUUGUCGCCACUUUUUGAAAGAGCUUCGAAGUGCAGAGCAACACAUGAUUUGGACAGAGAGGACUGACAGCCUUGCAUAGCACCCGGGCCUCCGAUCAGCCAUCUCCACCAGCAAACUGAAGCUUGAGCCGCACUUCAUCACCAGCCACACAAACACCUUCGGAACAAAACGUCAUCUAACUGUGACAUCAGUUGCAAGGGGAUGACCGAGCGCAUUCAUAACAUCAAUCUCCACAACUUCAGCAAUUCUGUACUUGAGACCCUCAAUGAGCAGCGCAACCGUGGGCACUUCUGUGACGUGACUGUUCGGAUCCAUGGAAGUAUGCUGCGAGCUCACCGCUGCGUGCUGGCUGCUGGAAGCCCCUUCUUUCAGGACAAGCUGCUGUUGGGCUACAGCGACAUUGAGAUCCCUUCUGUGGUCUCGGUGCAAUCCAUCCAAAAGCUGAUUGACUUUAUGUACAGCGGGAUUCUGCGGGUGUCUCAGUCAGAGGCCCUGCAGAUCCUAACCGCUGCCAGCAUCCUCCAGAUCAAGACCGUCAUCGAUGAGUGCACCCGCAUCGUGUCCCAGAAUGUGGGCCUGGCCGGGCCGGGGGGCUUCCCCGUCAUACCGGGAGACUCCGGUCAGGAUACGCCCCGCGGCACGCCGGAGUCCGGCACGUCCGGGCCCAGCAGCGACGCAGAGUCAGGUUAUAUGCAAGCAACAUCUCAAGGCAUUGACCGCGCAUACACAUCACUGUACUCCUACCCCGGCCUCACUCUGCAGAACGGCACCCGCGAGCGCCCCCUGUACAUUACCCCCAUGUCGACAAACUACGAUCCGACUCUAAGCACUCAGGAGGUCCAGCAAUCUCAAGACCCGCCGUGGAUGAACCGCAUCCAGGAGCGGUCUCAGCAGGUCGACCGCUUCAUCUCCACAGCGGAGUCCACCCACUGCCGCAAGCAGCCCCGGCCGGUACGCAUCCACACGGGAGGGAUGCACAUAAAGCAGGAGGCCGAGGACGAGCACAGCUGCUACGAUAAUUUGGGGGACUGCCAAGACGACACCGACCACACGGAGGGUGUGGAGAGUGAAUCCAAGGUUGAGAGUUUCGACUCAGGGGUGAGCUCCUCCAUCAGCACCGAGCCAGAUGCCAUGGAGCCGCAGCCGUACCUGACGGGCUUCGGCCGGGACGGGGACGGCCAUCAGCAAGGCGAAGGGGGCCCGGUGCAUAUAGAGGUCAACGACUCGUCCCCAGAGCAAGUGGAAGACCCAGAGGACGGGGACACAUCCCACAGCACUAGUGACAGUAGCAUGAUGCAGCCCCUGCCAAACUCGGUGCUGUCGCACUCCCUGUCCAACGCCCCGCACUACAUGCGCCAGGCAGAAUCACUCACCAGCAAUCUGAGGAUGCCGCUCACCGUGACCAGCAACUCCCAGGUGAUGGGCACCGCUGGAAGCACCUUCCUGCCCACGCUCUUUCACCCGCAGACGAAUAGAGACAACAAGCCUUUCCCUUACCUUCCUGUCCAGCAACCAGCCCAGUUUGUGGCCGUGCAGAACGCCGCGAUGCCGUCGUUCCCGAACUCCAUGUCGGUACAGCAAACGGCGUCGCAGCAGCAGCUCGUAGGAGGAAUCGGUCCGGGGGAAAAGAAGCCCUACGAAUGCACUCUCUGCAGUAAAACCUUUACUGCCAAACAGAACUACGUCAAACAUAUGUUUGUCCACACCGGUGAGAAGCCCCAUCAGUGCAGCAUCUGCUGGCGCUCAUUCUCCCUGAAGGAUUACUUAAUCAAACACAUGGUGACACACACAGGGGUGCGCGCCUACCAGUGCAGCAUCUGCAACAAGCGCUUCACCCAGAAGAGCUCUCUCAAUGUCCACAUGCGGCUGCACCGUGGAGAGAAGUCCUACGAGUGCUACAUCUGCAAGAAGAAGUUCUCACACAAGACCCUGCUGGAGAGGCACAUGGCCCUGCACAGCACAGGCAGCGCCAUCACGGGGCUGUCGGGGAGCGCGGGUACCCCGGGCCCCGUCUCCAUUCCCAUGCCCAUGGCCGUCCCCGAGCCUGGCGCCGGAGUGGUGGCCCUCGCCAUGCCGGCGGGCGGAGGUGCUGGUGUAGGGGCUGGGGUUGGAACAGGAGUGGGUGUAGCUGCAGAAGCGAGCUGCCAAGAAGGGACCACCUACGUGUGCUCCGUCUGCCCUGCCAAGUUCGACCAAAUGGAGCACUUCAAUGACCACAUGCGAAUGCAUGUCUCCGAUGGAUAAGUACUAAUAGAUAAACUUCUUUCAAAAAGAAUGACAAAUAAAAUGGCACUAGAUUUUCCUUUUUUCUUAUUUUGAGGUAUGAAGAGUAAUGAGUAUAGACACUGGCACAUUGAUUUUCCCAAAAAAAAAAAAAUUAUGAUUUUUUUCUUUUUCUUUUCUGUUAUUCUAAAAGAAAAAAAAGAUGGUGGCCUUAAGGCUUAGUAGUUUGAUAUUGAUCUACUGGAUGGAUCCUAACUACAGGCCUCUAAAUGUAUGCUUUCCUAAAAUAUUGAUUUAUGUGUUGAACACUACCGAAAGGCCUACGAAAGAAACACAUACACACAAACACACCUUUAGUGUAGAAAUGUCUGAAUGAAUAUACAUGUGCAUAUAUGUUUGAGCGUUCGUGUAUUUGCAUAUGUCUGUCUUUUUAGUCCGUGUGUGCGCGCGCGCGCGCGUGUGUGUGUGUGUGUGUGUGUGUGGUUGUGUGUGUGUGUGUGUGUGUGUGUGUACAAUGCCGUGAAACAUUAAUCAUGGCAGUUGUGAACCCAUACUGACCAGUUUGGAAACUAGAUGUCCAAGCUUACUGUGGUAUAAUUUACAACAACAAUAACAAAAAAAAAAUCAACUGGGGUUGGGCUAAAUAUUCCCUCUAAAAAAAUACUGAUGGUCACAAGAUUGCCUUCUAAUGUAAAAUAAAAAAGGAGAGUAGUUAAUUUGACACUGGGUUUUAUUUAUUCCUAUGGUAUUAAGGGAUUAUAAUGCAGCUGUUGUCAAGGUACCAAUUUCAAUCAUUUUACUGAAAUGUAACUUCCUGUCGGUUGUGACAGGGACUAAUAUUUCUCACAUGUUUUGUAAUUGUUGUCCAUGCAUUUUGAUGGUUAAGAUUACGUUUACUAAAUUAGGGUGUGUUGAAGAGACAACAUUUGAGCAAAAAUAUGUUUCUUUUUUUCUGAAGUUUGGAGUUUAAGUCAUUUGCAUACACUGCCACUAUAAUAUCCUAAACGACUGUUAAGGCUACUAGACCUCUUCCAUUUAAAAACAUGAGAGAGAAAAAAAAGGAAAGAUCCUUUUGCUGAUGUUUUUCUUUGUUUUAGCCUUUUCCCAUUCACAGUUAAUGGCAGGCCGGCACACGCGACUAAACUCUCUCCUUCAUGAUUGCUGCUCCUCAACUUGCACCUGACUGCAAUGGGAUGUAGAAUGAAAUUGUCACUGUAAUUAUUGUCAUGGAUCAGCCUUCGCGGUUGCAAUUUGAUAAUCAGAUUAUAAUAUUUGGGAGGUCCAGGCUUGUCGGCGAUGGGAACGGUGUUAACGAGGGAGGGGUUUCAUUUGAAUCAGCCGGACCCCCUGUGCAACCCAUCCAUUGCUAUUGCACAGCUAUUUCAGCUGGUUGGAGCUAAUCGCACGUUCUCUUUGGUGCAUUUGCUCCUCUCGGCAGCUCAAAGGGCGCGCAACGCUGUCCAAUGAGAAUGCAGCCUCAGCGCAAAACAAGUAGCUCCUUCGAAAUCACACUGCUUUUUUCGUGAUGUACCACAAGUUGCAGAUGGACUUUCUAGACGACCGUAAACAUUCCUGAUUUUGUAAACUCUUGGACACAGCAUGUUGAGAAUAGAUUUGGAAGCUAGUGUGCAAAAGUUUUUCAUCCACGCAUCACGAUAAGGCAAAUUUCUAAUAUCUGAAUCGUUUUUUAUUGCUUUUUAUUAGAAAUAGGACACACACACACACACACACACAUGCAACUGCCUGCAACUACAAUCUGGAGGAUUUGCUCAUUUAUGUGAGCAAACACUUUGGUAGUUGUACCGUUUAAAGAAUAACAAACUGCAUACAGCGGUCUUAAAAAGACCUGCUGUAGAUUUUAAAAAACAAAGUGCUACUUUGCACAUUUUCUUAAAAUGCCUGUGCUUAAUAUUUAAUCAUUUUCCUUAAAUUAACUUUUAUUGAUUUUCUUUCAUUCAAUUUAAAAAGGAAAACUUGUUUUUGUUAAUCUUGAUAAGUGGACUGCAUUAUUUUCUUGCAUAUAUGUUGCACUGCUUAAACCAAUAAGUGCACUACUGUUAACAGAGAUACUAUAGUUUUAGAAAAGAGGAUUUUUUUUUUAAUCUAACAUUUGGUUGUAGAGUUCACAUGUAAGAAUAGCUUUGUUUCAAUUUAUUCAUUAAGUAAUUCAGUGGUUCUUGGCUUUUGUUAUCGCUUGCAGUUACCUACAGUAUAUCCUUGUGCCGUGUUAAUGCAAGCAUUUAUUUUUAUUUAAAUAUGUACCAUAAUGUGUGCUCAUCUAUGUUUUAACCUUUUGAAUUCAUUCUUUUACGGAGUCAGCUCCCUGUGACAGUUAAUCAAGCGCAUUUCUUUAGAAACAGACACAAUUUUUCCUUCAAGAACAUCCAAGCCAAACAACAUGAACAGUGAAACAGUAAUAAUACACGACUCCCGUCCAACUCCGUUGGCGGAGGUAAUGAUAAUAAUAGCUAUUCUUGUAUUAUUAAUAGUAAUACAUUUAAAAUGUAUGUGUGUGCGUGUGUGUGUGUAUGUGUGUGUGUAACAUAAAUGAUAUGUGUGUCCUAGAACAACUUUCUGUGGGGUUUUUAAGGUGCGGGAGGUGAUGGAAUGCAGCUUCUUUGAUAUCUGUCGGUUGUACACGGUCGUGUCCCUUCCUUGGUGUUUGUACGUCCGUGUGGUAUUUAGCCUAAUCAAUCUGUUAAUAAGUGGAAUAUCUGAACUGUAGGGCUUCCUUUGCAAUAUGCAGCGCAGGUACUACGAGAAGCAGCUCUCUGAACCUUUCGGGCCGACGCGGCAACACGUGACAUCUGUUCUGAGAUUCGACAAAAAAGGCCGAGGUCGAGUACUGUUGUACUUCGUCGCGCCCGCUUGGAGAAGUUUCAUCCGGCUUUUUUGAAAUUUCGUAUGAUUGCCACUAGGUUUGUGAUCCCCGUAGAGUCAGCCGAAGUGAAGUCAAGUGACGAGCACGUGAGGCAACGAGGCUUUCUGUAUUCUGACAAAAUAUUUAUGUAAUAAUGUUGAAGAAGCAUGUGAGUCCUCGGUGAAAGUAGCACAUUAUUCAACAUUUAAUUAGGCCCGUCUCCUUCGGUGUGCACAUGCGCCUAAAUUGUUGCGAUGGCGUGGCGAUAAUUGAUGCAUUCUAGUGCUCUAUUUGUCUCUACACAGCACGUGGAGGGUUAAUCUCAUGCCUUAACAGACAAUGCACUAAAUAGAAUACGUUAGCAACUGCCGAGAUCUCUUUCCAACAGCACGGCGCACGGCUCACGGCGUUGGUGUCGUUGUCUGUUCAGUACCAAGUUAAACACUGCCAAACCAACAUCAGCACUUCUUUGAGGGCGGAGGCAGAGGCAUGAGUUGAGUUGAAUUGUUUCAGUGUAAUGUGUGUGUUCAGUGAUCUAGCAUUCCUUCACGGCACCUAAAUUUUUACAUAUUUUGUGUAAACACAUAUAUCAAAUGCACUAUUGACUGUAGCUAGAUGAGUACAACCAGCUUUGUGGUAUCAUUGGUCUAAAUAGUAGGUUAAGUAGCUAGAUGUCGGUUUUUUGAACUAUUUGAUUUCAGAAUUACACUAUCAAUCGUUUCUCUAUCUUCCUUUUGUUUUUUGUUUUUUUGGAAUAACAAAAGUAGCCGAUCUCCACGUUAUGCGGAUGAGGGCUGAUAACUCGUCCAAUCGUCAUUUGACUUCUUGUAUCAUAAGGUGUUUGAUAGCAGACCGGGCUUGGGAGGGGACGAACCUUCUCUCCAGUGUGUCAUAAUAACGUGCUUUAGCUUCCUCCCCCCUCGUUGUUGCAUUAGCAUCACACGCUCUCCACUGUCCAUAGUUAUUAUAUUGCUUAUACGGCUUCAGCUACUCGUGGUGGUGCUUAAUUCUCUUUUUCUCGGUGUUGCAGAAAAAGUUGGUGAAAAAUUGCAACAUCAUCCAUGAAAGUAAGUCCUUAUCUCAAUCGUGCUUCUUCUAGUUGUUAGUUUGAAAAAAGAAAAAAAAGUUGAGACUUUAUGUUUGCAAAGUGUUUGCAUAUUUUCCAGAUCAAAACAUAUUGAAAAGUAGAUAAUAGCCUUGAGCCUGCAGCUGUUUGUAUUGUGUUUCAAAUAUAUUACUGUUCAUGUUUUGUUUAUCUAGAGUAGAGACACAGGGUCUACAGUACAUCGUUGUCCUUCUUGCAGUAUGUUUAAUUCAUCGUUAUACUUCUAAUUUCAGACUUCCUUCUGCUUUUUUUUAUGGUGAUCAUAGUGACGUUGUUUAUACAUACAUAGCUUCACGCAACUGGAUAAAGGAUAACAGUUAAUGAGUUGUUUCACAGUAUACUAUAAAUGCUUAUAUGCUUCGCAUUGAGUUGAAAUCAAGGAAAGAUAGUAAUGGUGAGGGUCAUGUUGAGUAAGGAACAGGUGUAUUUUAUUUUGACAUGCAUGCGUCUGUCUUCCUGUUUGUCUUUCAGUCGGUCGCCACACAUGUUUAAGUCAGAUCCUUUUAUUCAAGCUUGAAUAAAGUCACAAAGUUACGAGUAGAAUACAGACAAAAAAGCAUGAGUACAUCCAGAAAACUGCAUUUUAGUCUUUUGGGCCUUCUUCAGUACACAUAAGAGUGAAAUAGAUAACUUCCUACAAAUGUACUAUAUAUAUUUAAGUAUCACCGUCUCCACACAGAUAAAGAAUGCAUUCUGAGAUAGUUUGAUAAAGACGCAACUGCAGCGAGAGUAUACAGUACCUUGUGGGAUAUAGGGGAUAUGCCUAUCAAGUGCCUAUCAGUACAUACAGCAACUAUACAGAAUAUUCAUAGUCUUUCUCUCCUACAUUGCACAGAUACAGUAUAUACUCAAUGGUCUAUUGAAAUAAAUACUAUUUAUACUAUUACUGCUAAGACCUGGUGGUUGUGUGUACAUCCUAAGAUAACCCUUUAAAAUACCUGAAAUGCUCUAUUCAUAUACAGUAAAAGCUACAUCUGCAAGUUUUAUUUUUAUCUUACAUUUAUACGGCUUGGAGGAUUCAAAGAUAUAAAAAAUCCGAUCACUUUUUCACGUUUCUGAAUGAAACAAACGAGUAGGUUUAGAGGGUUCAGAUGGUGCUUGAGACAUUUAUUUAAUUUCCUAACCGGAGGACCUUUUCUUUUCCACGUUGCUCUCUGUCUCGUGGCUGUUAGGGCCGACUAGGACCAUCUUUAGUCUUUGCCGCUUACAAGCGAGCCAUAUUCAGGACGUGCUGUGUGUUUGUGGGGGGGCGGGCCAGUGGCACUUUGUGCUCGGCAGAGGGAGCCACACACAGCUGGAAGUUGAAUGUUCGGAUUUUUUAAUUUGAUGGUGUUGCCGGUAAAUAUCGGCAUUCUUCAGAUUAUCAUAUGCAUCCACCGGCUCGCCAGUAGUGACACUGGAAACGUCGGAGGGCUCUCGCACAUGAAAGUCGAUGGCAAAUCCCCCCACAACGGUCACUCAAGUUGAAUCUUUUAACAGCAGCAAGCAGCAUGGAAAAAAAAAAAAAAGAGGCCGGUCAUUUAGAUAUUUAGAAAUUAAAUUACUAAUUGAGAGUUAUGGCAGAGAACAUGCGGUGCUCAAAAAUGUCUUUAAGUGGUUUGUUUAACAGCAUGAAAACAAAACUUAACGGGAAAAUAUUGUGGGAUAAAAAGCAUGAAUCGAGUUUCAGGACCGAGUGGCUGCGAGAUAAAAGGUGUUGGGAGGGCUUAUUAUUCCGUCCCCUGUGGACUAAUUAAUUUUCUCUGUAACCUUCUCCAGCCUAGUUACUGUGCCAGAUUUAGGAGGGGGGGGAGGGGGGGACACUUAAAAUCAAAUAAAAUGUGAGAUUGAAAGCAGACCAACACAAAUUGGAAAAAAAAUGUAAUUUUUUUUUUUUUCAAUCAGCAAAACCUAUAUAAGCAUAAUGUAUUACAAAAAUGCCAAAAGCAAGUGAUGCCUAUAUUUUGAAUCUUUAAAUCCUCCAUAAUGCAUAAUCUUCAGUAAAUAGGAGAAAACACCUACGAUUCAAAUUUUGAAGGCUUAGUUCCUUAAUACGUUUACUGUUCAAGUGAAGCAUUAAUAGUAAUAUAGGCAACGUGAUGAAGCUCGUCCCAGUCAUCCAGCCGUCACACUGUGACGCACACAAACGGCAAUCGUGUCUUCACGCGCAAACGGUGAAGCGGCUGUGCACAUUUGAAAGUAAGACGCAGCUGAACUAAGCUAUAAAAGCGUCUACAGUACUUUCUCCGAACAUGCAGUUAUCACUCCACCCCCACGAGGCGCUUAAGAGAUAUCGUCAGGUAACAAGCGUCCAUCAGUCCCAAUGAAGCAUGCAGUCCUGUCUACACAGCUUCCUUCCUGUAGGGGAGAACUUUGAAUGUCCCUCCAUAACAGGCUUUCUGUAUCUUUUUGUUUUAAUUUGUUCACAAAGCUGAGGAGACUAAGGCACGAUUCAGCCUCAGAAGACUAAGCGUUCAGCUUCUUUGUGUUCUCAGUCGCUGUGGUGUUUUUUUUUUUGUCGUUGUUUUUUUUUUUCUUCCUUUUUGGCUCGGUCCGGCUCGACGAGACGAUUUGCUUUUUUCGAAAAGUGCGUCAACUAAAAAAAAAAACCAUGCAUUCCUGUUCAAGUCCAGCGCAUUCCAACACCUAGUCUGGCAAACAUUUUCCACACUUAACUCAUCUAACAUUAAGGCGGAUUUCCAGCACUUAUGUGAUGUGUGUUUUUUUUACACAUCUGUUGAGUAUUUGGUCAUGAGGUAGCAAACAUUGCCCAUUACAUCCAAGUUUAGUAUAAUGUAUUUUUCCCUCAGUCUAUUCUCGCUGUGAAUUGAACACAAAUGCCGUAGUCUUUGAGCACAGCUGAAGCCUAAUCAUUACACCCGAAUCAUCACAAGUCAAAUGGAAAAUAAAACUGUACUAGACAAUGUUUGUUUUCAUAAACCAAAGAAGGGUUGAGAUAAUUUAAGUUUAUGGAGAAAGUAACAUUUAUUUUCUGUGUGCGUGCGUGUGUGCGUGUGUGUGUGUGUGUGUGUGUGUGUGUGUGUGUGUGUGUGCAGGCGUGUGGUUCCUUAGCGAUCGGGUUAGUUUGCUACAGUUUUUUUUUUUUUUUCCUCAUUGCCGGGUGCUUGUGAAAAUGCAUUGUUUGUUUUUUGUCAAUUAAUCGGUUGUUCAUAGUUUUGUGGUUGUGUUUAUUUGCCUGUUGUAGACCAAAAUAGACCUUGGUUUUUAAUAAGAAAUGCAACAAAACCUAAAAAUGAAUCUGACACAGCACCUGUGAUGUAAACUAUCGCAUGUUAAACAUGUUUAUAAGUGUUGCAUCCUUCCUCUGACAAAACAUACUAAUCAUUGGUUACGUCUUCUAUACACACAUCUAGCCAAUCAGUGUAGACCUGUUCACCUUCACAUUGGAUUAUAUCGAAAUAGUUUUGUUGAUCGCAGUUUUCCUCAAAUAUUUGCACGGUCUAAUAUUUCAAGGCUGUCCCUUAAAUACUAAUCUGACAUUGUGACGUUGAGUACAUUUAGCCAUUCAUGCUCGAGAUGGACCAAGUUGUUAAGUUUGCACAUAUUUUGUAGCUUGUUUAUUAAGCCAAAAAAAAAAGAAAGGAAAGAGAAUAAUGACACCUUCAGUCUCAGCAAAUUCAAGUCAAAUCCAGCUGAGGUGUUCGUGGUCUGCAAUCAAAUAUUACAGUCGCUCAUGUUCACUGAAAAAAAAAUCACUACAUAAUAAAGAUAAAUUUAAAACCAAACUAACACGCAUUUUUAAAUCACAACGUGGUCCAAAUAUUUAUGAAAGUGGUUACGUAUAUUUUUGUAAGGAUCACCUGCGAGCGGAAUGUAAACCAUUUGGCAAAAUCUGACGAUAUUUUAUUACUGUAAGGUCGAAUUCAAGGUGAAUCUGCUGUAUAUUUUUCAUCUUGUGUGUGUUCAAAAUAGGAAACUUAAUUACUGUAAUUCUGGCGAUGUUUUGUACCUGUGGCGAAGACAGAACUUCUCAAACAUUGGCAUUAAAAAUCAUAGAUGACACGCGCCCUAAUAAACGCAGCGUAGGUUUGUUCCUUCAUCCGGCUUUCAGGCUUUUUGCUGCCAUAUCUUUUACGUAGAUGCUUUCUGUAAACAUGCACUUGAGUUGAACUAUAAGAUGUGCUUAUAAAUAUGUGUAUAUUUUAUUAGGCUUUCUUUUGCCGAAGUUAGUUUGAUAUUUUAUCAUUUCCCUAAAAAAAAAAAACAUACUUCUCCUGUAUAGUUAUGAACUUGGCAGAAGUGGAGCUGUUGUAGUAAAGGUAGUUAACAUCACAACUAAGCAAACCCUGAAAUAUAUGCUGCAGUAAUGUGUUUUCAGUUUGUUUUUGAUAAUUUAUGCUCCAGGUUGGUUUGUAUUUUAUUAUUAUUGUUAUGAAACAAGCUUGUUUGAAAUGUAUUGACUGCUGUUUUGAAAGAGGGGAUAAAGUUUGUAUGUUUUUUAAUGUACGUGCAAGGACGUUUUUAUAAUAUGAUUUGUCAAACACUGGACUGGAGUGAGUUUUCCAACGUUCCCAAGUUGAGAGAUGCAUUUGACAGACAUAACUGCACAGGCGACACACCCGUUAGCACAGACGUGCGCUGACAGAGAAGCACAUCCUCCCCCAGCUGCACGGGGCCAGGUGACUUAACGCGGCCGCCCUUCCUCCCGUUCCAAAUAGGAGUUCAGAUUCAGAUGUGAGAAGUUACGACGUUUCCUCUGUGCUACUUAAUCGCGUCGCUUGGGUGACGGAUUAUUAUAUGUAAUAGGAAAUAUUUAUUGGGGCUUUCCUUCCAAAUUGCUGCACGGGCACGUACUGCUGACGGUCUUUUCUUUUUGUUUCCCUCUGAAAAAGAAAGUGUGCGCUUUUUGAAUAAUCAGAAGAAGAAAAAAAAUCGCAAAAAAAGGAAUUCCACUUGACAGCUAUCGAGUAAUCCGAAUCAGCUGGCGCGUUCUCGCUGUGGUCGAGCAGAUAUGACGGACGAGUGUCAUCAACCCAAACGCCACUUCUCCACCCAGAAAAGACAUUUGCACUAGACUUGUUUUGGUCUUCUUCAAUCUAAAGCAAUAUGAAUCACUCAACGCAUUUUUGAACCAUAGUUGUCUCCCAUGCUGAGUAAAUGAUGAUAUUGGAAAUCAAGUUUUGAUUUGUUUGUUUUUUGUUUGUAUUCAAAAGGUACAGAAAUCAGUCGCUUUUUUUUUUUUUUUUUUAAAUGCACAUCCACAUGUUGUUGUUGGCAGAAGGUUUUUUCUUUUUUUUCUUCUUCUUUUCCCCGAGUAUUUGGUGUCCAGAUUUGAGCGGCAUUAAAACUUGUUUUCCUCCUGUGAUUGUUUUGGACAAAUCAAGCAACUUUGAAAAGUCAGAGACGGCAUGUGAAGGAAUCAUCGUCCAACGUGUCCAACGUCUUCGCCGCGUUUUGAAGAUUUAACAAAAAUACCAAAAGCCAAAACGCAGCUGCCCUACUGUCGUGCACGCCGUCCUCGUUGAAAGCACUCUGCAUAUUUGGUCACUUUGAGGUGCUUUUCAUUUUAAUCGCGGGGAUGUUACAGAGAAAUGCUUUAAAGCAAAAUAAUAAUACUUAUUAGACGGAAGAAGAAAAACACCCAAAUGCACCUGUUUCGUCGUGUAAACGCAGCGCAGAGAGUCUGCGUCCACCAGAAUGCGUCACGCUGCAUCCUUCAUUCACAACAGCAGUAACUUUUGACCUUAGCGUCAUUGUUUCGUUGAUGGGCGUAUGUGUACAUUUUUGAAUAAUUCACAAACGGGCAAAACGUCACCAUUUUAUCUGGAUGUAGUAGCUUUCCUGUUUCCACCGCUUUGUGGCAGUUGUUGAAAGAUGUUGCGGUUUGUCUAAAUAUGUUGCGUGUUAGAGGAAGCAUAAGUAUGUGCCUUCUUGUAAUCUCCUUGGUGAGCUUGUUAUUAUUGAGAAGCUGAAGCCAGCCAAUUGUGUUUGCACUAAAAACCAAAUUGCUUUUGUGAUGUAGACUAUUUAAGCAAGCUUGUUGCGUCACUUUAACCGUACAGUAUGCAUGAGGGUGAAAUUGGUAAGUCUAAGGCUGGAGCUCUCAUCUGUUGACCUGUAAACCAGUGCAGCUUAGAGGAUCUUGUGAAUAUAUCUUGGCUUAGUUUCGCAUUCAGUUUUCAAUUCCAUACUCCUUACUCAUCAAGUUUGUCACAGUUUCUACAGUAAAAAAAAAAAAAGGAAAAAAAAACAAUAAAAAAAACAGCAAAUAACACAUACCAUGAAUACAAUACAGCUUUUACUUUCACAUGCCACAGUUAGAGAGUUAAAACAACUGCAGCGGAGAUAUUCGUUUCUCUGAAUCCAUGGGAAUGCAUGAGUACACGAGGUCGCCUCAAGACUAUUGGUCAAAAUCAUUUAGGUUGUUUUGGAAAAACUUGUAUUUAUUACAUAUUUUGUCGACAUCUAAGAAAGACCUACUUGCUUUGAGUCUUACAAAUGCACCUUAUUCAUGUCAGUCCAUGUGAGGGGGGGAAAAGGCUGGCAAUGUAAUAUCUCUGAUUUAGCACCUUACUACACAGCAUGUUUUCACUUUAUGCCAGUUUAGCUAUUCUUCCAUAUUUAUGAUUUCAAAAAUAAAUCUCAGACUUUGUGAAAUUGUUUCAUGGGAUGUGCCAAACUUUGGAGGCGAUCUCCCAAGUGUUUAUGCUUAUCAUUUUACUUUCCUCCUCCUUCAGUUAUAGCAACGGUAUGUCAAAACUUUCCUAUAACAGUGUGUGGAAUCAAUUUAUCUCAGCAAACAGUAUCAUUACUUGCCAUUUUACAAUAAGCCCUGUAUUUCACAUAUAUUUACCAGUGAUGUGUAUUUGUUAUUAUAAAGAAAAUAGCCGUAAAAGCUUCAUUAUGUUACAUGAUAUUGUGACUUUUUUCGAAAAACUGUGAAGACUUAUCUUGCAUAUACUUUAUACAGAAGUAUUAAGCCUUAAUACAAAAGACUAAAAAAAGUGUGGAAGAAUAAACUGAUUGUUGCUAAGUAAGGAUGAUUUUUGUAAAUGUUACCAGCACUUUUUUUGUAAUUUUCACUCUCUGAGGUAUUGUACAAGUUCAAGCUGUUUGUGAAGUUUGAUUAUGAAGGAAUAAAAACUAGUACUUUCCUGUACUUCACAGAAA
Molecule: messenger RNA, 13439 nt
Organism: Gasterosteus aculeatus aculeatus (three-spined stickleback)
Lineage: Eukaryota; Metazoa; Chordata; Actinopteri; Perciformes; Gasterosteidae
Gene: zbtb20
Product: zinc finger and BTB domain containing 20
Biological process (GO): regulation of transcription by RNA polymerase II
Molecular function (GO): RNA polymerase II cis-regulatory region sequence-specific DNA binding; DNA-binding transcription factor activity, RNA polymerase II-specific; protein binding
Source: RefSeq, a predicted model, not a curated record